Molecule: messenger RNA, 5403 nt
Organism: Wallemia mellicola CBS 633.66
Lineage: Eukaryota; Fungi; Basidiomycota; Wallemiomycetes; Wallemiales; Wallemiaceae
Exons: 11
Coding region: 202-3351 (1049 amino acids)
Molecular function (GO): ATP binding; ATP-dependent chromatin remodeler activity; zinc ion binding
Source: RefSeq, a predicted model, not a curated record
CCACUUUUCUUCGAUUCUGAAGAUGAACAAGAGGAAAUUGUUGCUGAGAGGAAUAUAUUAGAGAGUGAGGAAGGGGAAGAUAGCGAUUUAGAGAUUAUCGCUACAACUUCCAGCAAACGUAAACUAGAAAGAGCAGAUUCAGCUAGUGUGGUGGAAGUAGAGGCCGUAGACACGCGUUGUAAGAGAUUUAUUGGUGAGAUAAUGAUCAGUGGAUGGUCUACCGUCAAUGGUAAAGCGUAUAUCAGCAGUGGCGAGCAAGUUAUCAUUGAGAGAGAUAAGGGUGUAAAGACUAAAGUAGCAAAAUCUGAGAGCUCCAAACAAACAACCUUGAAGGGUUUUGCAGCUAAAUCAUCAAGGAAAUCCGAGAACACGGUAAUGAGAUUUAGAAACACGCGUGGAUUUGAAGUUGGAAGACUACCAUCGAACCAUUCUUCUUAUCUGUCCAAGUUGAUCGAUAAACAGGUUAUAGAGCUCACUGGUAUAGUAAUAGAUUGCGAAGAUACACUCAGAAGUGGAGACACAAUCGUGCUCUCGUUACAAGUCUACCUGCAUCCAAAUGCAUUUACAAAGAAAACAGAUAAUCUUUCGGGAUCCAAUAAAGUCUCGCAAAGUCAAGAGACAGAACAAGAAAAGCAGUUGUCUGACCGCCGGGAUGCUCUAAUGAAGAUUUUCCAAAACUCCCAUUUAGAACCAGUAGAGAGCAACGAUAUAACGAGAAAGCAUCGAAAACAAGGUACAAUCAUAGACAAUAAAUCACAAGUAGAACAUUUUAAACAAGCUGCAUCACAAGUUAAUAAAUCUGAUAAAGUAAACAAAAAGGACAGUAAUGUUAUCAAUAUUGAUGACAGUAGUGACGAGGACUGUGCGCCACCCAUACAGAAAACAGCCAGUGCUGGCUCCAGUGAUAGUCGCGAUGAUGAGAAUGCUCAAGAUAAGGUCAAUGAUGAGCAGCUCAGCGUUGUCUAUAGUCGGGCGGGUAAUACUGGUAGGAAUUUACAGCCGAUCGAUCCACCGGACAGUUUUCAUUUGACACUGCGCAAUUAUCAAAGGGAGGCUCUGAGUUGGAUGACUUCCAUGGAAAGCGGUUCUAAUGAGCCACAUGCGCAAGUUCUACAUCCUCUUUGGGAGAAAUACCGUUAUCGAAAUCACUCGGAAACCAAUGGCGAACCCGAUUACUUCUAUUUCAAUCCAUACUCGGGCGAAUUAUCCACUAUCUUCCCAUCAGCUAGUAAAACAUUGAGAGGUGGUAUAGAGGGAGAUGAAAUGGGUAUGGGUAAAACCAUCAUGAUGACAGCUCUUAUGCAUCACAAUAAAAGAGUGAAUAUGUCUUGGCAUAAACAACAGCAUAUAUCUACCAGCGGUAAACAACAAACUUUGGAUACAAUUAAAACCAAUAAACCGGUGGAAAUAGACCAGUCGGAUUCAGAUGAAGAAUACAAGCUCACGAAAAGCCAAGAAAAUCGCGAUGAUGAGGAUGAAAAACCAAAAAAGAGGCGGAAACAAGAGAAAUCGACGAAGAAAACAGCAAAGAAGGUUGGUCCUGCUAGACAACCAGGAGGAUUUAAGGCGCUCAGUGAUUCGACCCUUAUUGUCGUUCCUAUGUCUCUUCUUGGACAAUGGCGGGAUGAAAUAGAGCGUUGUUCAGUGAAAGGCACUAUACGUACGAUUAUGUACUAUGGCGAUAACCGUGGAAACCUGGAGAAGCAAUUGAAGAUGCGUGCUAGAGAAGAAGAUAAGGAUGGCAAUGUCAUUGAUUAUUCCAAUGCCAUCAACAUUGUUAUAACAAGCUAUGGUGUUCUUAUUAGUGAAUACCAAGCCUUCUCGAAACAUUCAGAUGAACCAGUGUCUAUUCCAACAGUUUUUGACUUUUAUUGGCACAGAGUGGUUCUUGAUGAAGCCCAUCAUAUCAAGAAUAGGUCAACACUAAACGCUAAGGCUGCUUUUGAGAUAGCUGCGUAUAGAAGAUGGGCUUUGACAGGUACACCUAUCGUCAAUCGACUUGAAGACCUUUAUUCGCUAUUGAAGUACUUGAAGGUAGAACCAUGGUCAGAUUUCACUUUCUUUAAGAGCUUUGUUACCGCUCCUUUCGCCAAUCAAGAUCCAAAAGCAAUCGAAUUGAUACAGGUAAUUAUGUCAUCCUGUUUACUAAGAAGAGAAAAGAAUAUGAAAGACAGUGAUGGCAAACCAAUCGUCACACUUCCAAAGAAAUUUGUCAAUAUUGUUAAAUUGGAGUUCUCACCUGAGGAAAGACAAAUAUACAACGCGAUAUACAAGAAAGCUAAACGUAAAUUUGAUGCUUUGAGUCAUAAAGGGAUGUUGUUGAAGAAUUAUAGUAAUAUUUUUGCAAUGUUGCUUAGACUUCGUCAAGCGGCUUUACAUCCCUUUCUAGUGACUUCUGGUGGUAAUAACAAGGAGAAUGAUAGUGAGGGCGUCGAUGAAGAUGAUGGCGGUGUUACAGGUAUUGAUAUACAGUCGAUGAUUGCUAAGUAUGCCGCUGGGGGUGAUUCAAAUUAUGCACAACAAGUGCUUAAUGAUCUUGCACAAGCAAACAACAAUGACCAGGUCGAUGAAGAGGAAAAUGAAUGCCCUAUAUGCUUUGAAAACAUGUCUAUACCAGUAUUGCUUCCAUGCAUGCAUAAAAGUUGUAAGCAAUGCGUUUUGGAAUACUUUGACAAGUUGGAAGAUAAAGGAGAAAUGACGUCUUGUCCGACCUGCCGUGUGGGUCCAAUACGAACAGACCAGCUACUUGAAGUAGUUUACGGCGAGCCUACAUCACAGAAUGAUCAAGUAGUCAGACUGCGUAAAGCACACAAUUUCCAAACAUCUGCCAAAUUAAGAGCAUUAACUGAGCAUCUCAACCAGUUACGCAAAAACGAAGGAAAUUUCAAGGCUGUCGUUUUCUCCCAAUUCACAUCAUUUUUAGAUUUAGUAGAAGACUCUCUACAGAAAGAAGAUAAUUUUAAGUAUUUGAGACUCGAUGGUUCAACAUCUCAGAAAAAUCGUGAAAUUGUUCUCAAUGAGCUAGAUAGGUAUGAUGGAACCGUGAUUUUGCUUAUAAGUUUGAGAGCUGGUGGUGUCGGUCUAAACCUCACAUCCGCAAAUAGAGUGUUCAUGAUGGAUGUGUGGUGGAAUGAAGCGAUAGAAAAACAAGCAAUUGAUAGAGUUCAUAGAAUAGGUCAAGAGAAGGAUGUUCACGUUGUGAGAUUCUGCAUAGAGGAUACAAUUGAAGAUCGUGUAAUGCAUAUACAGAAACGCAAAUCCGCGUUAGUUGAUAACGCACUUGGUGGUAAAUCAUCAGAAGAGAAUCGACAAGAGAGAAUUGAAAAUCUCAAGCUGAUAUUUAGCCAGUGAAUUUCUUAAUUAAUGAUACAAGAAUAUGUUUAAUGUCAGUACACUUGGUGUUGUUCUAUGUAUUUUAUAACUCUAUUACUUCCAACUUGAAGCUAUAUUUGCUGCAAUUUUUUCAUAAACGAGUAGCCGUCCUUGCUCCUCGUCUUCUAUCAAUGAGAGACCAAGCGAAGGGUUACUGAGACCUUCACUUCCAGGUAAAGAAACACCUGUUGGUGCCAAUGGUGUUGCAUGUCUCCCUUUCAAUUUCCUAGCGAGUUUGUCCUCGGCAUCAGCCCAAAACAUGACCCAUCCACCUGCCUUUCUCGCUGCUUCGGUUUUACCUUCAACCCUCAAGAAUCCCGUUGCACGUUCGAAGUACCACUUAUUGAUAGGAUUAUUCCCACGAGAUCUCCAUACAAGGUCUUUACCAACACCUUUACCCUCUAGACCGCCAUUUGUAUUGAGAGCAUCGAGUAAUCCCAAACCGAAACUCUCAUCUCGAAGGGCUAACCAGAGGAAGUCAACUGUACCAUCCCCUUGCAUAGAUGGUAAGACAGCGAACUUAUCUAAAUAGGCGAUAGCUUCGGCAUUUUCAUUAUCUGGGUCAACUUCAUUAGUGACUAUCGCACAUCCGCCAUAAUCUCCAGCGAUAAUGACGAAAUCUAGUGAUUUUUUGAGUCGUCCAUAGAAUGCUUCUCUAUCAAGAACUCUCUUGAAAGAUGAUUCAAGAAGAUGAGUCAAUUUAUCUUGAUCAAUAUCAUCAAAGUUGCGAAUACACUGUAUAGGAGCACCUAAUCUGACAGAUGUAGGAGUAUGUGUAGUAAUCUUAUCUGAUGUAACGAGAAGUUCGUGGGGUAAAGAAGCUGAAUGAGCGGGUUUGUUAGUUAUCAAAUUUGCGACGAGUUCCAUUGCAGAACGAUGUCCAACGAUGAGUGCGGUUGACGACUGCGGCAUAUUCAUUAAGCAUCUACGCGCAAGAGAUAAGUUUGUGAGAGCCGAUGGAUGGGAAGAUUCCCAUACGAAUGUUGAUGCAAUGUGUUCGUGUUCGCUAGAGAGGUUUAUAGAUAAGUGAGGUAAACCAGAACGUGCGGGUGAAGGUAUACCACCUGUUUUUGUGAUAAUUAGCAAUCUUAAAGGUGAUAUAUCCAUUGUUAAUUUCUUAGCUUCUUCAGAUUUCUGUGAUUGCGCUUCAACCAAUGAUUCUGAGAGUGCGACAAGUAUUUCGUCGGCAUGUACAGGUAUCGUUUUGAGGUCAUCAUUUAUUGCAAAUGAAGGAAUAACUGGGGUGAUACGUUUCUUUAUCGCUUUGCGGAUUUGUACCAAAUCGGACAAAUUAAUGUGACAGGUUUCAGGAGCGUGCCUGGCUUUUUGAUGUUGACGAGAAGUGGCCCAUUGUGGUAAGCAUUUAGGGGAGCUAUCUAAGUGCGCUAUUGGGUGUAAAAUUGGUAUUGCUUCGCUUCCUUCUUCGAUCAGGGUUUCUGUUACACGUAUGACUUCCUCCCUAAUGUCAGUCAUCAAUUGACUAACUGCUACUGGUCCAUUAUUCUUAGCUCGCUUGAGACGUUCUAUCGACCAUAACUCUGAAUCGACAACUACUACACUGACAAGACCCAAUUCUCGCAGAUGAUUCAUCCCGAAUCCGAUACUAUCGAGCUGCCUAUCUGUGAAUGGACCUUGUAAUUUAACCAAACCUGUGCGUGGGUUUAUAGGAUCUAAUAUUUCAUCCUCUGGGGCUGUAGUUGUAGUAGAUAACGGUGUUGUGGGAUCAAUCUCGUUGAGAGCCCUGAUAGGCAAACUAUGAUUAACAUCGCCGUUAGUUGACUUCUGUGGUUUCCUAAACGACGCCAGGAAAGACUUGGAAUCUCUAGCAGAUGGUCUAGCGUUGAGAACAGACAAGAUAAGGUCUCGCUGUUGAUGCCAGUAAUCAGUUCUGGCUAGUCUCGCGGAUGAAGACAAGUAUCGCUUCAUAUAUAGUUGAUGGUGGUCUGACUCAGAGGAUUGUUAUAGAGAUAAUUGUCUAUCAAGCUGAUGUAGAUAUUAUCUACUUCAGAAUACGGCAACGAUCACUGACAC